This is a messenger RNA of Haliotis rufescens (red abalone), 322 nucleotides long. RefSeq lists its product as uncharacterized. The record is from RefSeq and is a predicted model, not a curated record. NCBI's taxonomy places the organism in Eukaryota, Metazoa, Mollusca, Gastropoda, Lepetellida, Haliotidae. The transcript has 4 exons. The coding region runs from base 1 to 303 and encodes 100 amino acids.
AUGACAGGCAUCCGUGGUAGAGCUGGAAUAUUGCUAACCAUACACCUGACGAGGCCAGGCAAAGAACAGAACGGAGAAACCAACGCCAGGUCUGGCGGAAAAGGCAACGACAACAGCGCCAACAGCAACGAGGGCAACAAACAGUCAUACGAGGAGUUGCUACGUCUUCUGGACGAAGCACAGAGGACUUCCAGGGGCCGAGUGCGAAAACCAGCUGGAGUUCUCCAGAUGGCGCUGGGAGGAGAGGAGAGUGUCGUCACAAAGUAUCAAGAUGAUUUCAUCAGACAGGCGUUAGACAGUUGACAGUCAUCCCCAGUCCUGU